Messenger RNA from Tachysurus vachellii, 1893 nucleotides. It is a transcript of the gene rab8b, whose product is annotated as RAB8B, member RAS oncogene family. Bases 81 to 704 code for a protein of 207 amino acids. Gene Ontology annotation, molecular function: GTP binding; GTPase activity. Gene Ontology annotation, cellular component: synaptic vesicle; trans-Golgi network transport vesicle; endosome. Gene Ontology annotation, biological process: protein secretion; protein localization to plasma membrane; cellular response to insulin stimulus. The transcript has 7 exons. The record is from RefSeq and is a predicted model, not a curated record. NCBI's taxonomy places the organism in Eukaryota, Metazoa, Chordata, Actinopteri, Siluriformes, Bagridae.
CCUGUAUGAACUAGUGUCAGUGGUAUGGCCAAGACACACACUGUGAUCAGACGUUCACGAUAGGAUCUCUGGCGUAGCAAAUGGCUAAAACUUACGAUUACCUCUUCAAGCUCUUGCUCAUAGGAGACAGCGGAGUUGGAAAGACGUGUCUUCUGUUCCGCUUCAGCGAGGACGCGUUCAACACCACCUUCAUCUCUACAAUCGGAAUUGACUUUAAAAUCAGGACAGUAGAGUUAAAUGGAAAGAAAAUCAAACUUCAGAUUUGGGACACUGCAGGACAGGAGAGGUUUAGGACCAUCACUACUGCAUACUACAGAGGAGCCAUGGGCAUUAUGUUAGUGUAUGAUAUCACUAGUGAAAAGUCCUUUGAAAACAUCAAGAACUGGAUUCGCAACAUUGAGGAGCAUGCAUCGUCAGAUGUAGAGCGGAUGAUCCUUGGAAAUAAAUGUGACAUGAACGACAAGAGACAGGUCUCUAAGGAGAGAGGAGAGAAGUUGGCAAUAGAUUAUGGAAUCAAGUUUUUAGAAACCAGCGCAAAAACUAGCGUAAAUGUGGAAGAUGCCUUUUUGACCCUAGCAAGAGACAUUAUGGCCAGACUCAACAGGAAAAUGAAUGAUGGCAGCAAUUCUGAAGGAGGGGUACCAAUUAAGAUCACAGAGAAGCGUUCCAAGAAGCACAGCUUAUUCAGGUGCACACUCCUAUAACAGACUCCAGCGAGUCGAAUGCAACUAUGGACUUGAUCUCUCUCUAGCUGCAGAAUCAGCCGGUAUGGAAGGUCAUAUAAGCCUCUUUCGAGAGGUGUGCACUCACGUUCUUAAUGAACCGGGAGACUCCUGUUCAGACAGAUCACUGGGCGAGUUGGCAAGAAGGAUACUUGGAGGAGUUUGAAGUACCUUGUUUCAGAAAUAUCUUAUUGUUUCUUUUUGUGAUAAUCACGGCACAUCUUUAAGUUUGACUGUCUUUUCUUAUAAUAUCAGAGCUUGAAUUAUUCCUUUUAUAGAGCCUUUGUUCACAUUUUAUAAAGCUUUUAUAAGCAUAACAUCAGUGUUGUACUGCCAUUACACAUUGUAUAUGGGCAGAUGAUUAUCUCUAAAAAAAAAAAAUAAUGUAUAGUAUGACUAUCUAAUUGUAUGUAAUUAAAGGGCACCUUUAAAUGGAGGUGAUUUAAAUGGAGGUGAAAAUAGAACAUAUUAUAUAUAGGAAAAUGUCUCUUGGUUUGUCUUACAGGCACAUAACUAUGUAUAGCACUGACAGAUCCUGCACUCCCCAAAUUGUGGAGACUCAAAUAUAGAACAUGACAGCUGAAGAGCAUGAUGGGUAAAAGUACUACACAUGCACAGUCUGUCCAUGUGUCUGUGAAGCUGCAGCCAGUCAAACCGGAGACAUGAGGUUUAUAGCACACAUUUAAGUCCAGUGGUCCUAGCUGUUGUCCUGUCUCCUUUGGCAGUCCAACAGAGCUUGCUGAUUGCUAAUUGAACUUGUCAGUCAAGGAACAGGUUUAGUCAAAGCAGAGAAAUCAUUAAAUGUGCUGGACUUUAGUCAUGCAUGGUAGGAAUAUUUACAUGACUCUGGUUAAUUAAUUCAUCUUAAAAAAAAAAAACACAUUUUGUGACUGGCAAAGGGGUUGCAUGUUCAGGAUUGACUUUUGAUGAAUGGUUUAAAAUAUCUGUAUAUGAAUGUAUAGGAAAGCAACUAAUGCAUGCUUUUAUUGUAUGUAUAAUGAAUUAUUAAUUUUUCAUGUUGGCAUUUUUUGCUGCUAUGUAUAUUAACAAAAUACUGCCUAUUCUUAUUGCUGUUUGUUAAAAGCCCAAAGUAUUUUUGGUUUACACACUUCAUAACCUGUGAUAUCUAUUACUGGUAGCUCUUUAAAGGAAAAUACAAUUAUCAAAUAGA